AUGCCGCCCAUCGAGAGAGACGUCUCGAUGGAGCCGAGAGGCGUUCUGCGCCAUAAACACUCAGAGUCUUCUGAUUACGGGAAAGCUCUGAUUAUACCAAUGUGGGACAGCUCCGAUCCCGAGAGGGCUCCUCCUCCCCUACCUCUCAACCCUCAGUCCCCUAGCAUCGGCUGCUCUAGGCCGGUGCGACACAGAGACUCCUUCUCGCAGUCCCCGGACAAGAUGAGCGAGAGACUUACGCCAGGCCCUGGGCCUAGCCUGACGCCCAUCGUGAGGCCGACGGCCAUCCGACGUCACCAGCACAGUAUCCUUGGCGAGAACACACCACCCCAAUCAGCCACGAUGUUGGCUCUCCAAAAUAUGCAGACGCCCUCCACGACGACGCAGAGCCCUACGCAACAGCACACUCCUACACAACCUAAGGAGGUCGAAACUCCCCUGUCUAACGUCACAAACAACUCGACAGCGGUAGCCAAAACCAAUCCUAUCAUUGACCCGGCAGCUCUUUCCAGCCAGAUGCUGACCUUGACCAAUAUUGCCACGUCUCUUCAGAAAGAGAUGUCUGCUCUCAGUCGCAGGAGCAGGGAUAACGCGACUGAUCUCAUGAGCCUGAAGCAGGCGACCAAUUCUCGGGACGAAGACAUUCGGAAAACCCUAAGGGAUUUGAUUGGGAAUUUCAAUGAUCCCACCAAGCCCUCCAUCAAGGACCCAUUCUACUCAGGUCUGCUAAUCGACAGCAAGCCCCAUCAAACCUCGUCCGCUGGAUCAUCCGCCCGUUCUAUGGGACGGCCAGUCUCUCUGCCUCGCAUUCCCUCCCCUAACAGCUUUGCGUCAUCCCUCGACCGAGAAUCCAACGGCACGCCUGGGUUUUCCGCCGCGGAUGCACCGGCCACGAUUGCACUUCUUGAAAAGAUCAUUCGAGAUAUGGGAACGCGCGAGGGCCAGGAUCAACUCAUCACGCGUCUGACCGAGGUUUCUGAGAAGCUGGCUGGCAUGGCUUCAGCGACCAAGGUUGAGGAGCUCAUGCAUCAUCUGAAGCAGUCCGAACAGACUGUCUUCAGGGGUGACGUUGUGAACGAGGAUAUCCUGAAAAUCAUUAGAAGCGUUAAGGACAGCGUUGCGCAAGGCGGUGGCCUCACUGCCGAGGUCAAGGCGCUCGUCCGGGAACUACGCGGCGAAGUCCUGGGAAUGGGUCGUGAGCUAAGACGCCGCCUUGAUGAGGUCGUCGUCAAGGAAGAGUCUAGUGCAGAACCUCAGCAGCAAAAGGAGGAAAUGUCACGAAUCAUUAACGAGGGCCUUGAUGAACUCAAGGAUCAUAUGGACGAACUUCUCAGGGAGCACCGUCGACAGUCCGGUUCCUCAACGACCUCCCACAGCACCGCUGUCGACUACCAGGAGAUUUACAAUGCCAUGAGAGCUGCUCUCAAGGACUCGCAAACCGGAAAGCCUCAGGAACAAGGCCCAACACGGGACGAUAUCAUUGACGCCGUCCGCGAGGCCUGGGAGAGCUACAAGCCCGAGAUUGAAGUCCAGCAAUUUGGGCUUGAGCGAGAUGAGAUCCUUGCAUGCCUCAAGGAGGGCCUCCAGAGCCACGUCCCCCGCGACGACCAGCCUGCCGGUGCCACGCGGGAGGAAGUUUUCCGCGCUGUCGUAGAAGGUCUCAAGCAUUUUGUUCCGCCUCAGAUGGAAACUCCGGCAAGCCUGUCUCGCGACGAGAUUCUUGAUGCUGUUAGGGAAUGUCUUGAGGAAUUUGAGUUCCCCAUUGCCCCCUCCGCCAUUGGGAAUGACAUCUCGCGCGAGGACAUGGUGCAAGCUGUCAAGGAGGGCCUGAACAACUUUGAGUUUCCUAAUAACUCGCAGGCUCUGACCCUUGCGCAGCCCAGCAGCGACUUUGUCAUGAGCAAACUUGGCGAAAUCAUCGAGCUUAUGAGGCGCGAGUUUCGCGCCGUUUCCGAGGAAGCAAAGGAGAACGUCGCGGCCAAUGGACGCGAUACCGAGCAGGUGCUGGACGCCACCAAGGAUGGGUUCGAAAAGCUCCGCAUGGAUAUGGAGACCUUUGUUGGCCGCGUAAGUGGCCUCGCGGGCAAGUCGGACGCGACAGAGGUUCUUCUCAAGAGGUUAGAGGCUCUACGGGACGAGGUCUCGCAUAUCUUGUCCUCUCAGAUUGAGGGACUGCGGGAUGCGGUCAACAUGACGCUUGUCCCCUUUACCUCUGCACAGAGAGACACUCAUUCCAAGGAGGCCCUCAACUCCAUCAAGGAUGGUGUCGAUAGGAUCCGCUCCGAACUUAAGCGACCCCUGCCUGGUACUGGAGAGGUUCUUGAUGCCAUCCACGAAGGUGUUUCCGAGCUUCACAUUCGCCUUGAGAAGCUCUCCAACAAGCCUCCUGACCUGACCGCCAACGACGAGAUCUUGAAUGCCCUCAAGAAUGGUCUCGCCAUGGUCCGGUCCGACAUUGACAGUAUCCGUGACGCCAACGACCGUGCUUUGACCGAGUUCAAUGCCAAUGCUCUGGUCCCAGCUGAUGACACCCUCAAACACGAUGACAUCAAAAAUCUCGAGGUCCUGAUUACCCAGCUGCGCAUCAAGGUUGAGGCAAUGGACGAAGCGCCAUCUGUAGAGCCUGCAUCCCGGGAUGACGUUGCUCGCAUGGAGCAGACAGUGGCUGCCAUCAAGGAAGCCGUUGACAGCCUACAGGUUGCCAAGGAAGAAGCGAGCAAGGGCCCCGACGAUGCACCCGAAACAACGCUCAAGGAGGAUGUCCAGGCUAUUGAGACCAUUCUUAGGAAUACCAAGGCCAAGUUGGAUGACCUCAUCGACGGUGAAACUUCUGUACGAAAGGAGCACAUUGACUCCCUCGAAACCCUUAUUCUGGAAACUCGGGAGACCCUUAGCUCUGUCUCCACGCAAAUGGAAAAUACCUCCCGCAAGGAGGACGUCACUAUGCUUGAGUCACUCAUUAGCCACGUUUCCGCGGCCUACGACGAGAUGAAGGAGCGCGCCGAUAAGGAACUCGAGAACCCUGAGAAGGUUACGCGCACCGAUAUUGAGGCGGUCGAGGCCGUCUGCAUGGACGUCAAGAACAUGGUGACUGAGAUGUCCAACUGCGGCCUGUCAUCCUUGCCUUCCAAGGAAGAGCUAUCCAUCAUGGUGAACGACAUCAAGGACCGCGUUGAUGCCCUUAGUGAAGCUCACACCAAGUCCAUGGAGGAGAACCACGCCGAGGUGGGCGAGGUCAGUGAGCGCGUCAACGAGAUCAAGACCUUCCUCACCGAAUUCCAAGACAUGACCAAGUCUCGAUUAGCGGAUGGCGUCGUAGGCGUAGAAACGGUUGGCAAGCUGCUCGAGAAGAUGGGCGAGACUAUUAACAACAACGCGACCGUCGGCGAUGACCUCCGCGAGAUGUUUGAGGUGAUGAAGAUCGAAUUCGAGGAAUCUCGCGCUGGUGUGGUUGGCGUCAAGCUCGAUGCCGACGAAAAGUUUGAGGCGACCACGGUAGCAUUGAGCUCCAAGAUUGAUGAGCGUGUGGACGAGCUCGUAGCCAAGUACGAAGAGUUCCAGGCUACCAUGGAGGAGCGUGCCAAGGCAGGCGAGACUAGGGACGAAGAGACGGAGGCUGCAGUCAUGGGGACUAAAGCCGUCGCCGAAGAACUAAAGCUCCUCAUUGAUACUCUCGGGUCGACUGUUACCGAGUCACUUGAGAAGAUGGAAGAGGCGUCCAAAACCGUCUUUAGCCGCGUCGAGGACCUUGUUACUCGCGCCGACGACAACCAUAGCGAUGAAAAGGCACAGCAUGAGCAGACCCGUGACCAAGUUCAGCAGGCCAUCGCUGCUGUUGAAGAGCUCCAGGGACCAGUCCAAGAGCUCCAACCCAAGCUUCUCGAGGCCAUGAGCGACGUCCUCGCUCUCGUUGGCCAGCACUACGAUUACGCCAAGACCGCGACAAGCACCAUCCAGGACAAGAUUGACGAAGCCAAGCCCGAACCUCUUAUGCUUCCCGACAUCCCCAAGUACGACGACGCAGACGUCCAGGAGAAGCUAGACAGGCUUAUCGAGGGCAAAUAUGAUGACUCUUCCCUCCGAGAGAAGCUCGAUCAGCUCAUGGAAAAGGAGUAUGAUGAUGGUGCCCUCCAUGAAAAGCUUGACAAGAUCAUGGACAAGGAGCACGACGACAGUGGUGUUCAUGAUAAGCUCGAUAAACUCAUGGACAAGGAGUACGACGACAGCGGCGUCCAUGAAAAACUGGACAAGCUGAUGGCCAAGGAGUAUGACGAUAGUGGCAUGCACGAGAAGCUCGAUAAAAUCAUGGACAAGGAAUACGACGAUAGUGGCGUGCAUGACAAGCUUGAUAAACUCAUGGACAAGGAGUACGAUGACAGCAAUGUCACCGAAAAGCUCGACAGGCUUAUUGCGGAGCGAUACGAUGAUAUCCUCGUGCAAGAAAAGCUUGACCGAAUCGUGGACCACACGCAGGCGGCAACCGAAGCGUAUGCUCAGCUCGAUACUCUAGACAAGAUCCACGGCGAGGUUAUCCGGACAGCUGCAGGCAUCUCACAAUUCUUGGCCUCUCAAACGCAGCGCAUUGCAGAUGAGCAUGAGGACCGCGAGAAGACCUACCAGGAGACCACCAUUGCCCUGGAGCGCAAGCUCACCGAAAAGGAGCAAGUGGAGGCAACCUUGGCCGAGCUCCGCGCCGAGGAACAGCGCCUGAAGCAAAGCACGAGGCUCACUGCGGAUGUGUCCUCGCUCGAGACCGCACUCCGGCUGCGCAAGGAUGAGCUCAAUGAGAUGGACGAGCGCGCCGAGGGCCUUGAACGCAGAAUCCUUGAGGGUGUCAUGAACCAUUCCCGGGUGUUACUCAUGUCUAAGCAAAGCAAGGCGAACGAUGCCAUGAGCCGCAAGCGUGUCCGAACCAAGGGCGACGGACCCGCUGGCACAGGCAAGUCGAGCUCAGACGUUGUCAAGUCCAACGUCCCAAUUGCCCUUACACCCAAGAGGAAUCUCAACUCCAGCAUGGGUGGAGGCGCAUCGAGGCGCAUCGUUUCCCUGAGUCAGAUCACAAACAACGUCCCCACUGGCGGCUUUAAGCGCAGUCAUAGCGUGAAGGCGCCCUCGGGCAAAUACGGAGAUCUCGACAAGGAGAAUGUCGUCGAGCCUGUCAGGGAGGGCGAAGAGGAGGAUGACGAGAUUGCCCCCACGGGGGCGAGCUUGUCCACUCUGGACGGUACCGACGAGGGGUUGGAUGAUGAGGGUGACGAGAGUGUAGAUGGCCAUGGUGAUGAUGACGACGAUGGCGAGGUGAGCGAUGCGGGCACUCUACGGAGGAGCAGUCGCGGGACGACGAUCACGUCGAGCACCAGGCAGUCUGGAGAGUACUCGGAUGAGGACUCGUAUGAUAGUGAUUACGACUCCCGUAGCGAGUGGACAGAGAGUGCUGUGGGCUCAACAAUCUCGGACGGGACCGUUGCAGGGAACGAGGUUGUGCUCAUGCAGUCAUGA
Messenger RNA from Parascedosporium putredinis, 5499 nucleotides. Lineage: Eukaryota; Fungi; Ascomycota; Sordariomycetes; Microascales; Microascaceae. The record is from the annotation of a GenBank genome assembly.